Tachysurus vachellii is the source of this 858-nucleotide messenger RNA. RefSeq names its product low choriolytic enzyme-like. Bases 1 to 723 code for a protein of 240 amino acids. Gene Ontology annotation, biological process: proteolysis. Gene Ontology annotation, molecular function: metalloendopeptidase activity; zinc ion binding. The record is from RefSeq and is a predicted model, not a curated record. The transcript is spliced from 8 exons. NCBI's taxonomy places the organism in Eukaryota, Metazoa, Chordata, Actinopteri, Siluriformes, Bagridae.
AUGGUUCUCAUGCAGCCUGUGUUGUCUGUGGGAGAACUGCUGGAGAGAGCUAAUAGAGACAUUGUUCGUGGUCCUGAUGAACCAGUGGUUGUUGGGGACAUUGCUGUUGAUGUUGACAAUGGAAGGAACGCUGAUCCCUGCACAUCUACUGGCUGCAAGUGGCCCAAGUACAGUGAUGGACUGGUCUAUGUGCCCUACAUCAUUGCCAACCACUUCACCUCCCGUGAGCUGCAGGUUAUCCAGAGAGGUCUAGAUUCCUUUGCAUCUGUUACUUGUAUUCGUUUUGUUCCACGCUACAAUGAGAGGGAUUAUAUCAGCAUUGAGUCACGCAGCGGCUGCUACUCUUAUGUUGGGCGUCUUGGUUACGGACAGACAGUGUCUCUGGACCGCAAUGGAUGUAUCUACCACAACACUGUCCAACACGAGCUACUUCAUGCUCUGGGAUUUAACCAUGAACAGACCCGCAGUGACCGUGACAACCACAUCCGUGUCCUCUGGGAGAAUAUCAUGGACGACAUGAAGUAUAACUUUGACAAGAUUGCUACUCUGAACCAGGGCACUCCCUAUGAUUACGACUCUGUCAUGCAGUAUCACAGAACUGCAUUCUCAAAGAAUGGUCAACCCACAAUGGAGCCCAUUCCCAACAGCAAUGUAGCAAUCGGCUUGGCCAGAGAGAUGAACAAAAAUGACAUAAUUAGAAUCAACAGGCUCUAUGGGUGCUAACGUGAGAACACUUGUGGUCUGUGCUGUGGCUAAUAUCCAUGGACGUGGGGAGCUCCUACUGAUUUACUGCUUAUGUGAUUCUAAAAAGUUAAAAAUAAACCACUGAAAUAAAAUAACACACAAAAUUAAAUGAAA